CCAUGCUGGAACCCUGUGGAUUUUCUGUUUUAAUUGUUCAGCUGUCUUUGGCAGCAACAAUGCAUGCUGGUGGGGGUGUUCAGAGGACUCCAUGGUGCGGGACUCUAGAGCGCAGGGCAUACGUUCAGAGGAUUCUUCCAUCAUUUGACUCACUGCAGCCUGAUCCUGGAGUACUGUCCAAUAAUCAGAGGGGGCCUGGCUUACUCAGUGCUGCUGGUCACAUUGAGGAGGACAACCCAGUGUUGUUGACUCAGGCAGAACAUUUUAGAUUCAGCCCUAAUGAGACAUUCCAGACAGACAUGAUGUUUCCUCAACAACAAAUGACCCGUCGGGAAGGAGUUGAUACUGAAAGCAGCUAUCAGACUGUAGUUAUCAUGGAAGAAGACCCAGCAGUGACAGAGGCAGCCACUGACCUCUUUGAGAGGCAUCUCACUGUAUCAACUUUGCUGAAGUACCAGAAGGGGGCGCUACAUAUUCACAGAGGAGGCCAUUUCUUUUCUACUAGAAACCAUGAUGUCAUACUGGUUGGUCACGGCAGCAUUAGUGCCAAUGGAACAGUCCAGCUAGCUGGUCAUGGCCCAGAGGAACUUGCCAGAUUGGUGUCGAGCAUCUUUGGUCCUCUUAGCUCCAUCAGCUUCAUCAGCUGCAGCCUUGGGACUGACCGGCACUUCAUGUUACAACUGCUACAAGCUCUGCGCUCUCUCGGUGUGGAAACAAAGCUACACCUUUACAACUCCUUCCUGUCUGUAAGGUCUGACGGAGAGAUAAUGACGAGGACUGAUGGGGUCUGGAGGUCUCAGGACCAGAGCGCAAGAGUCACAGCUGAACUGGACCAAAGAGGCGACCUGCUCACCAAAGUACAACUUGGCUGUGCAGGGCCAGUGAUCUCUGAGUAUAAAGGAAAGGUUUUGUAUAUCCAGACAUUGGAGUGGCCAAGCCACCCUCAAAUGUUUGUUCCGAUGGAGCUGCGCAAAAAGUACCCCUCUAUCGACUGCCUGGAGGGGCUUACUUGGAGCUUAUUCUUUGAGGAGAAAGAAAGAAGGCGUGCUCCUGAUUACGUCCCAGACACAAGACUCCUUAGAGCAAUUUGGCUUUCAGAGCCAGAAGACGAAGCCAACAUUGAGUUUAAGCACAUCACUAACAUUCAGGAUCUCCUUGUGGAGAUACGGUACAAUGCUAAAGAGGAAGUUGCAUCAGACCUGUACUAUGUUCUAAAUGAAUGCAUUUACAAAGUACACAGGAAAAAUCUAAGCGUUAGUCUGGCGGGCAAGUUCAUGAGCACCAAGAACCAAGCUGAAGCUGGAAACUUCCGUCAGAGCUUCAACGAUCAGCAGGGGGAGGCCUCCCUGCAGGAGCUGAGGCAGGGUCUCAAAGCUUCCAAAUUCACUGAGUUCUGUCGCCAGACCUUCCAGUUCCAGCAGUGUAACUACAACUGUGAGAGGUGGGGGCGCUUCUUCAUGACUGCAGUGUUUUCCGCAUCGGUGUGUAACUUCAGAACCUUCUCGCUUUUCCUCAUGAGCGUCAUAGGAUGUGAAGUAGGCCGCUCCCGAGGGACUGACAGCGCCCUCUGCACAGCGUUUGUGGGAGCAGACCACCCCAUGGAGACUGACCAACCCUGGCCCGGGCAGCUGCGCCGAGGGUUCUACGGUUGCACUUUGGAGAACUUCGAGAUGGCUCCGGUCAGCAGGCAGAUCUGGCUGGAUGAAGUGGUUUCAAAGGAAAACGCCCUGUACAUCAAAUCCAAGCAGAUGAUGAAUGCUGUGGACCAUGACGAUCAAACUGAGCUGGAAAUCUUUGGGAAGGUCAAAGUCAUGAAUAAGUACGUGUUUUCGUCCUAUCUGGAAUUCUUCCGAGGUACACCUGAGGGAAAGAAACUCAAGAUGGGAUGUGCUCCCUCUUUCAAUGAGGAUUUAAAUCCAUAAUCCUGGUUUAAUGUCUGAUAACCGAAGUUCAUCUCUUUGUGUUUUUGUGGCAUAGUAGGCUCUUGUAUUCUUGCAUGCAUAAAGCUGCAUUUACAUGAUAUGCGGUAAAACGUCUCUGCGCUGACCUUGCCGUUGUGUUUCUUUGGAGAGAGUGCCACCUGACCAUGAAGAGCCAGUGUUUCUGUUAGAAAAAAUAGCCUGUCAAAAUGACCGGUAAGAUUUCAAUUUACCAGACAAAUGGGAAAUAUUCCAUCAAAUAUUCUCUGUAUUUAUGAUUGAAAACAAUUGACAAAGAAAACGAUAUGAAGGAAGUCAUUAUCAAGGCAUGUAGAUUUAUGUUUUAUUGAAAUGCAUUGAGAAAUUCAAGCCUGCAACACCUCGGAGCACUGUCAGGGGUCUAGUGCUAUUUGUACCGAAGCACACUUGCUGUGGCUCAUUUUGAAAUAUAUGUAACCACUGUCAAUGAACUCUCUCCAGCCAGAAUAGACAGGAAAGUAAGAAGUAAGUGAGUAAAUGUCUGAUCACCAGGGUGCAUCAGAGCCGCUUCCCAACUUUUUUUGUAGUGCAUACGCUGUUGUAUAACUAAACAAUGUGAAUGUGUACGAGAGAUGAUAAACACUUAUUAUUCAUUUGAAUUUGCCGGACUUCUACAGAUCAUUCAGGUCAAAGUCCGGUAAAUACGGGCUAACAGAAACACUGGUAUUCGCUCAUCUGCACGCUGAACGUUGAGCAAAUGGCCUAUCAUGUGAAUGCAGCUUGUGUUCUGAUAUGAAACUGUAAUAAAGCUUUCCUGAUUAGUUUGCUGGCAAAGCCUCAGGUUUGAUUGUUGCUAGAAUAGUGGGCAUUCUUCUAAUGUGCUAAAUUGAAGCAUUUAAACUUUCAUUUAAGCCCCCCUUUAAAUGCAUUUCUCUAUUAUAUUUUCAGACCCCAACCAACCAACCAGUAACCCUGUUACUCAUAUUAUCAGAAUAAAACAGAUUAAUUUCCUCUCUUUAGUUAACUAUUUGUCCGUGCCUUGGCCGCAGCAUUACAUUCUGCAGCUAGCAUUCAUUCCUGAGGUAAAGGCUAACAUUAGCAUUGAUUUGCAACCCUGUUAUGUAAUUUAGAGUAAUGACAGUUACGGCCCGUCCACACAGCAGCGUUAAA
Molecule: messenger RNA, 3068 nt
Organism: Trematomus bernacchii (emerald rockcod)
Lineage: Eukaryota; Metazoa; Chordata; Actinopteri; Perciformes; Nototheniidae
Exons: 3
Coding region: 3-1922 (639 amino acids)
Source: RefSeq, a predicted model, not a curated record